GGUUAACAAAAAAGUAUUCGCCAUGAAAGCAAUGUUGAUCUUCGUAUUAGUUUGCACUGUUUCAGUAACCUUUGUAUCAUGUCGCGAAGACGAUUGUGUUUGCGACAAUACCAAAGAGUAUUGGCCAGUUUGCGGUAGCGAUGGUAAUACAUAUGCCAAUAAAGGAGAAGUUAGAUGUCAUAAUCAGUGCCAUCCCGAUGACCAUGUAAAGAUCGUUAACCCCAACGGACCUUGUCACUGAAUGUUUGAAGGAGAUUUUUUAUUGUUAAAAUAAAUAAUGUAUUAUCAAUAAAUAAAUAAUAACAUAA
Molecule: messenger RNA, 308 nt
Organism: Trichogramma pretiosum
Lineage: Eukaryota; Metazoa; Arthropoda; Insecta; Hymenoptera; Trichogrammatidae
Exons: 3
Coding region: 23-241 (72 amino acids)
Molecular function (GO): protein binding
Source: RefSeq, a predicted model, not a curated record